CUCACAACUGCUUCCAUCUCUCAAUCCCUCAAUUUUCCUUCCAUUGGCGCUACGAGAUACGAACACCCGCACGGAGACUGAGAAGUAUCUCAGCUGCGGCUGCUUUACAGCGAACAUAGCACCUAGUGCAGCCAAGCCCAAGGAUGCAGCAGGCGACAGCACGAAAGAGGAGGCAGGAUUGGAUGAAAAGUCCCAGAGGCCAAGCAACCCCAAGAAAGUCCAAGAUGUUACCAUAACCACGACUGCCUUGGUUUCUUGGUGAAUGUUCUCAAGAGUUGGCCGUCGCCUACAUCCGACCCGACCUUCCUGAGGUUUGUCCUCCCUCAGCAGACUGAGCACCUGUCACUUGGCGCCUCUCGAGGAGCUCUCGCUGUCCCUCGACUAGCUCUCAAUCAGCCCCUACCCAUGUUCCGGCAUGACAACUACGUAUGCCAUUCUGCACCGCCCCCCUUGGCUCCAACACUCUACUCUGCUCGAGGCUUGGGCCUCAGGAUUCAGUUGAAAACAUCAAGUUCAGCUUGAGAGAACAGCGAAUCCGCCAUGAAUACCAGACUCGACAGGAGUAGUAGAGUAGCACAAAAGUGAUCUUUUAUCUGCUCUACAGUAUCCAAGGGUUGCUUUUGUCGGAUUGGCCUUUCUCUCAUCGGCACUCUCGGUACGAACCCAGUCUUUCAACCUCGUGUCCUCUUGACAAUGCUAUCUCGAUUGGGGCCAGUUCCUCUUGACCAUGCGUCCUCCCCUGCUCUUACGGCCAGCAUCUAGCCCAAUCCGAUGGCAUCACUCGUGUUGAACGUCAAGAACAGACUCCGAGAGAGCCCCAAAUGAUGGGUGUGCACUUCACAGCUCUCUGGCCCCUUCUUGAGGGUGCCAACUCGAAGCAGCAUCCAGGCCCUCACUCCCAGGUCAAGCUCUCUUAAGUCUCUGACGGGUGCUGAGCUCUCGUCGUUUUGGCCCUCUUCAUUCCUGCUCAACGGCUAGAAGCUGCAGACACACCGACGCCUCUAUUUAUCUCCACAGUUUGCAACUGCAGAGCUCCUUUUUUGACAUUGCCCCUUCUCUCACAAUUCGAAGCCCUCCUACCUGCGUCAACCGGUGAAGAUGGAAUUGACUACCUGCCAAAACCUCGCUGAGCCCCUGCUUCUGCGAUUGGGGUACCACAACGUGAGUUCAGAUGGAUCUGCUGCCCCAUCUUGGGGUAUCGCCGUGGAGAUUGGUACACCGCCGCAGCGGUUCUCACUUCGUCCCUCAAUCUUUGAUGCCACACGAUUGUCAAACUACGAUCAUUGCUCUUCGCAAUAUGAUUAUGGAUGCUUGGCUGCACAGGGUGGUGUCUACAACCCAGAAUUUUCAAGCACCGGAAACGUAUCCCUUUCCACAGAGUGGAACGGUACGCUCGGGGACACCGAUGCCGAGGACUACUCAUUCUACGUUUUCUACAACGAUCUCCUCAGAUUCGGGUACAACGAGACUGAAGUCUGGGGAUUCCCUUUUGUGACUGAUGAUGCACAAGAAUGGGCAUACUAUGGCACCCUUGGCGUUGGCAUGAACUCGACUUUCCUUCAUGCUGCGGUCGAAAGCGGCGCCGCGCCGUCCAUGUCCUGGGGUCUCUGGGUCGGAAGCCGUUCGGUAGAGAAUAAGCAAGACGGAGUCCUGGUCGUCGGGGGCUACGACAACGCCCGAACAACCGACUUCUCCACGUUUGACAGCCUUCCCGAAUGCACGACUUGCAUUCAGAUCCAGAAUCUGACCUGGGUCUCUGAUUAUGGAGUAAUCCCUUUGAUGAACGACACAACGACGGAUUUUCAGGUCGCCGUGAGUCCCAGGUACAGGUACAUUGAGCUCCCCCAAGAUUCGUGGGAACUAUUCGGCGCUGCGACAAAUGGUUUCUACGACGAGUAUCUAGGCGCUUACACCUACGCCGUGUCGGACCUGCCGGUUGGAAGUCUCAGCUUCACCAUCAAGGAUGGCUACACCACGUCGAUCCCUGCGAGCGAACUAUUCCAGUAUCUUUUCGAAUACGACAGUGUCGGAAACGAAGUCAUCGCCAACGACACACUCCAAUACGCCGUGGUGUACAAUUACACCAACGAAAACAGCAACGACGGCAACUACAUUUUCAACUGGGGACUCCCGUUCCUCACCAUGAACUAUCUCAUCCUCGACGUCGAGCAGCAGCAAUUCCGGCUGUCCGAGGCCAUCCGCCAGGACUUUGGCAACGAAGGGGGCGUCAUGCCCAGGAAGCUGUGUACCGGCGGCACUUCACCAAUUCAGGACCCGCCGCCGUCGUCUGACGGAGUCAAUAUCGGUGCCAUCGUGGGGGGAGUGGUCGGAGGAGUUGCUGUCUUAUUGAUCCUAGCUCUGGGAGCCUGCCUCUGCUACCGCUGGAAGAGAACUCGCAGCAAGAAGGUCGCUGCCCAGGCCGCCGCUUCGCAGAACCAGACAUACCAGCCCGUCUCGCCGGGACCACCACAACUCUACCCACCUCCUGGCGCUGCAGGGUACCUGAUUCCACCUGGAGGAAGUUAUCCGCCGCAGGUGCCGACGGGUUACGCAGGGCACCCGGCCGCCGGAUAUGCUCCCAUGACGCAGUACGAGGCGCCGUUGCCCCGCCAGGCAUCGUAUCCGGUGUACAGCCCUCCCAGCUCGCCGCCCGCCCCGACGGCGUCCGUGGUCUAUUCCGACACGGCCAGCACCGCCGUGCAGGAACUCCCUUCCGGCGACCACAACGCAAGGGAAUGGCGAGGCUCGCAGGUCAGCGGCGACACCAACGCGACGACGAAAGGGCUGUCGGAGAUUCUCACCUCGGAGACUCCGUCCAAGCAGCGCUGAGCUAUUAGAUGUGGUUCCAAGGAAGGAGAGUGUUCCCCAGGCCCCAAAGUCGGGUACUUGCGAACAAAUUCGGAGGCUGCCCCAAGGCUGGAAAAUCCAGGGGAUGUCAACCCCCGAGCAACCUCAACCUCAAUUCCUCAAACGUUCUUCCCCCCACCUUGACGCAGGGGACGGGUCUCAAACUAACCCGUCCAUGUAGCUAGGUAUCGU
Messenger RNA from Cladophialophora immunda, 3039 nucleotides. RefSeq lists its product as uncharacterized. Lineage: Eukaryota; Fungi; Ascomycota; Eurotiomycetes; Chaetothyriales; Herpotrichiellaceae. The record is from RefSeq and is a predicted model, not a curated record. Bases 1099 to 2829 code for a protein of 576 amino acids. The transcript is spliced from 3 exons.